Molecule: messenger RNA, 4856 nt
Organism: Lipotes vexillifer (Yangtze River dolphin)
Lineage: Eukaryota; Metazoa; Chordata; Mammalia; Artiodactyla; Lipotidae
Gene: NR5A2
Product: nuclear receptor subfamily 5 group A member 2
Biological process (GO): hormone-mediated signaling pathway; regulation of transcription by RNA polymerase II; tissue development
Cellular component (GO): RNA polymerase II transcription regulator complex
Molecular function (GO): zinc ion binding; nuclear receptor activity; RNA polymerase II cis-regulatory region sequence-specific DNA binding
Source: RefSeq, a predicted model, not a curated record
GAAACUGGAUACAUUGUUUACAGCAGGUCACUAAUGCUGGAAAAAGUACAGAGUCCAGGGAAAUACUUGCUUGUAACUUUCUGGAUUCUUGGAUUUUUUUUGUUUUUUGCUUUUUCUUAACUUUCACUAAGGGUUACUGUAGUCUGAUGUGUCCUCCCCAAGGCUACAAAAUUUGACAAGCUGCACUUUUUCUUAUGCUCAAUGAUUUCUGCUUUAAGCCAAAGGACUGCCUAUAAUUUCAUUAACAAUGUCUUCUAAUUCGGAUACUGGGGAUUUACAAGAAUCUCUAAAGCACGGACUUACACCUAUUGGUGCUGGGCUUCCGGACCGGCACGGCCCCUACCCCGCCCGCGGCCGCCUUGUCAUGCUGCCCAAAGUGGAGACGGAAGCUCUGGGACUGGCUCGGUCGCAUGGGGAACAGGGGCAGAUGCCGGAAAACAUGCAAGUGUCUCAGUUUAAAAUGGUGAAUUACUCCUAUGAUGAAGAUCUUGAGGAACUCUGUCCCGUUUGUGGAGAUAAAGUGUCUGGGUACCAUUAUGGGCUCCUCACCUGUGAAAGCUGCAAGGGCUUUUUUAAGCGAACAGUCCAAAAUAAUAAAAGGUACACGUGUAUAGAAAACCAGAACUGCCAAAUUGACAAGACACAGAGAAAGCGCUGUCCUUACUGUCGAUUUCAAAAAUGUCUAAGUGUUGGAAUGAAGCUAGAAGCGGUAAGGGCGGACCGAAUGCGCGGAGGGAGGAAUAAGUUUGGGCCCAUGUACAAGAGGGACAGGGCCCUGAAGCAGCAGAAAAAAGCCCUCAUCCGAGCCAAUGGACUUAAGCUAGAAGCCAUGUCUCAGGUGAUCCAAGCCAUGCCCUCCGAGCUGAGCAUCUCCUCUGCAAUUCAGAACAUCCAUUCUGUCUCCAAAGGCCUACCUCUGAACCAUGCUGCCUUGCCUCCUACAGACUACGACCGCAGUCCCUUUGUCACGUCCCCCAUCAGCAUGACAAUGCCACCUCCUGGCAGCCUGCAAGGGUACCAGACCUACAGCCACUUUCCCAGCCGGGCCAUCAAGUCUGAGUACCCAGAUCCCUACACCAGCUCCCCGGAGUCCAUCAUGGGCUACUCCUACAUGGACAGUUACCAGACCAGCUCCCCCGCCAGCAUGCCCCACCUGAUCCUGGAACUGCUGAAGUGUGAGCCCGAUGAGCCCCAGGUCCAGGCCAAGAUCAUGGCCUAUCUGCAGCAGGAGCAGGCGAACCGCAGCAAACACGAGAGGCUGAGUACGUUCGGGCUCAUGUGCAAGAUGGCAGAUCAGACCCUAUUCUCCAUCGUGGAGUGGGCCCGGAGUAGCGUCUUCUUCCGGGAGCUCAAGGUUGAUGACCAAAUGAAGCUGCUUCAGAACUGCUGGAGUGAGCUCUUAAUUCUCGACCACAUUUACCGACAAGUGGUUCACGGAAAGGAAGGAUCCAUCUUUCUGGUUACUGGGCAACAGGUGGAUUAUUCCAUCAUAGCCUCACAAGCGGGGGCCACACUCAACAACCUCAUGAGUCACGCACAGGAGUUGGUGGCAAAGCUUCGUUCUCUACAGUUUGACCAACGAGAGUUCGUGUGUCUGAAAUUCUUGGUGCUUUUUAGUUUAGAUGUCAAAAACCUGGAGAACUUCCAGCUGGUCGAAGGUGUCCAGGAGCAAGUUAACGCUGCCCUGCUGGACUAUACUAUGUGCAACUACCCACAGCAAACAGAGAAAUUCGGGCAGCUGCUACUCCGACUACCUGAAAUCCGGGCCAUCAGCAUGCAGGCCGAGGAAUACCUCUACUACAAGCACCUGAACGGGGAUGUCCCCUACAACAACCUGCUGAUUGAAAUGUUGCAUGCGAAACGAGCUUAGUUACAGCCCCUAGGAGUGCGGCUUCCAAAACACAAAGAGAUUGGUGGGGGAAAAGAACAGGAAGAAAGGGAAAAGAUGAAAUAAAAUACUCUGAAUGGCUCCAAGCAACACGAAUUGAACAGUUGGUUUAAAGAUGUUGAAUUUAAUAAAGCAUAAUAAUCAAAUACUUAAUAGCCAAUCAAUGAUGGAUCAGGGUGUUUGUAUUGCAGACUGUGAAUCAAAGGCGUCACAUCCCCAAAGAAUUCCGUAUAAAAGACAUUGGAAUGGAGUGAAUUGAAGUCACAGGUGGAUCCCAACACCACAUCCGGAUGAAAAUGGACAGAACAGUUCUUGUAUAGUGAAACUGAUCUCCGCUGUGAAGAAAUCUAGGAACUGAUCUGGGUUAUCCAUUAGGCUUUUGUAGCGGGGGAUUUGAGCUUACAGAAUUCCUCCGCGGUAAAGCUGAACUGAAACCAUUCUCAAGAGUUCAUCAGCUGCACCGAUCAUAGCCCCUUCCCUCUUCCUUUCAAGGACGCGGCACCUUCUGUCCCGUGAUCAAGGAAUCUGUACUAAGGACUAGCGCUCAGCCACACCCACUAGUAGCUCCACCAAAUCAUGAAAAGCCUAAUCUCGAAUGUCUGUGUCUUAGACCUGCAAACAGCUAAUAAGAACAGUCUAUGAAUAUGUUAGCUUGCCAUUUUGACUAUGUUCUGGUUUGUUUUGUCAUGUGUUCAUGUUAAAAAAAGAAAAAAAGCAGGCAGUAUCCCUCUCCUGGUCUUAUAUAAAGCAUUAAUUAAUAUUAAGGGCCACGAGUACAAACUUGGAAAGCUUUUAGCUUUAGCACUGUAGGAUUUCAUUACAAUUUCCAGCAGAAAGGCUUGUUAGACUACAUCAGCCUUUUUAACCAUCAGGGUUUGUAGUUCAUUAAAAAAUACAACAUGAAAUGUAUUUUGCUGGGAUGUCAAUUAGUCACGGUUCUAAAUAGUUUCAAACGAAACUGAAGUGUGUUAAGCUAUGCAAAAUAAAGGAAGGGAUGCGCAGAUAAAUUGACUCGUUGCAAUUGAUCAUCCCCUAAACGCGGAGAGGAAACGGUGAUCUUUACGUAUGGUCUGGAAAGAUAGUAAAGCGAUUCAAAUCUUCCCCAGAAGGGAAGGGAAGAGAGUGAUACUGACCUUUCUAAGUCUCAAAGUCUGCUGUUGAACAAAUUGGAGGACAGAGAAUUGCGAAACAAACUCUCCAAACGAUGCUGUCAGUAUUAUUAACAGGCGAUGCCACAGAUACAGAAGUCUUGCCUUACUUCACAAUUCUCAAAGGUAGCUGUGCAGAUGUGGAUCAACAUUUGUUUAAAAUAAAGUAUUAAUGCUUUAAAGUCAAAUAAAAUAGAGUGUUUACAUUCUUUAGGUCCUCUAGGGGGAGGGGGGAACCUGUGAUAUGACAAAAGAGCUAAAGCAGUAAUUACCUUAAUGUUAUUUUUCUGAUUGGUAAUUAUUUUUAACAGUACUUAGUUAUUAUAUGUCGUGAGACACUAAAAUCAAAAACGGGAAUCUCAUUUACACUUUAAUUUUUUUUGAGAUUAUCGGCGGCACAAUCACUUGUAGAAACUGUAAAAAAAAAAUGAAAGUAUCUCCUAGUCCCUUAAUUUUUUCAUAAAUGUUUCUGGCUUUUGAAUAGUUUAUUUAUAUUGUAUAUCAUAGUUUCAACUGUAGACAAUUAUGAUGCUAAUUUAUUGUUCCUUGGUUUCGCCUUUGUCUAAGAUAGCCAAGACUGAAGAAACCAAAUAUAUGUGUUUAUUGUAGCAUGUCAAGUUAGCGGAACAUAGUUCAGAGACAGAGAGGGGUCUUAAUGAAUUAAAAUCAUUCACUUGAUUAAAUGUCUGUAAAUCUUCAUAAUUCUUACUGUAGUUUAUUUAAUAUCUAUUGUAAAUUAUGUGACUUGUAACCUCCUCUGUUUUCAAGUAAAUUUAACAAGGGGUGGAGUCUUACCUGGUUUUUCUUUCCAAGCGUUGUAAGUUGUAUACCAAAGAUAUUGGUUAUUACUUCUGUGUGUGUACAAAGAGGAUUAUUUUAUUAUUUUUAUUAAUCACCUCUAAUACGCGUCCAUGUGAAGGGUACCCAUCAGCUAAGCCGGGCGUCCACAGCCCCUCGUGCAAAGCUUGGUCACCCGUGUCAUCUCCGUGGCUCAGAGGACAACGGAAAAAUAGAGUCCGUAUCCAAAGCAGUAAAUAAAACAGCAGCAUCUUUGCUCUCCCCAGUUAAAAACCAGUUUGGAGGGGAAGAGUGUCAGCAGUUAAUGAAAUGGUUCCAUCAAUGGGUGUGGAACAUGGGUGGAAGCAAUUUCGAGAUUUGGGGGAUAGUUAUUUGGAGGGUCCUUAACAUUGCAAGAAAAUUGUAAAAAACAAACACAUUGAUUCCCAAAGUCCAGGUUUUAUUUGAAAUAUACAGUAUUCCCCACUGACUAUUAACACCUAAAAGAUGUCGCAUAUUGGUAUGCUGUUGGCCUAGUAAAUUACACCAUGAGGACAGCUAGAAAGAGGGGCAACACGGAGAUUACAGCCACGCUGCUGGUGCCAUUAAAGGCAGAAGCUGAUAAACAAGAAUGCCAGCCGCUUGGCGCCCGUGGCCCCCGCGAGGCGCGCAAGCGAGUUUUCUCUAGUGUUCAUCGUUAAGUGGCUUACAGCCGGACGUUGACUUAGCAACUGCUUUAUCAACUACAGGAUUUAUUAGUAAAAACAGACUCACAUAUGAAGGUUUGGGGCUUGGCCUGGUUUAUUAUCGUUAGUCUAUGUUUAUAAACAAAAUCUGCCAUGUCUGAAUAUUUGUCUUAUGGAUCAUCUGCUGCUCUCUUGGAUCUGAACCCAUGCAAUGUUUAGAGUGUGAAGUUGGUUCCUUGUUGACAUUACUUACUGUAUCAGUGAAAUCAAAUUGUCCUGUUGGUUCUUGCCAGGAAUUUCUCAACAAAAUGGAAUUUUUUUUCAGUAUUUCAAUAAAUGUUGAUAUGCCCAGCCUGA